Saimiri boliviensis boliviensis (Bolivian squirrel monkey) is the source of this 679-nucleotide messenger RNA. RefSeq names its product crystallin gamma D (gene CRYGD). Gene Ontology annotation, molecular function: structural constituent of eye lens. NCBI's taxonomy places the organism in Eukaryota, Metazoa, Chordata, Mammalia, Primates, Cebidae. Gene Ontology annotation, biological process: lens development in camera-type eye; visual perception. The record is from RefSeq and is a predicted model, not a curated record.
GGUUCUUGCCAACGCAGCAGCCCUCCAGCUAUAUAGCCCGGCCGCGCACCGCCCCACCCGCUCAGACCCGCCGCGCGCCCAGCCAGCCAUGGGGAAGAUCACGCUCUACGAGGACCGGGGCUUCCAGGGCCGCCACUACGAAUGCAGCAGCGAUCACGCAAACCUGCAGCCCUACCUGAGCCGCUGCAACUCGGUGCGCGUGGACAGCGGCUGCUGGAUGCUCUAUGAGCAGCCCAACUACUCGGGCCUCCAGUACUUCCUGCGCCCCGGCGACUAUGCCAACCACCAGCAGUGGAUGGGCCUCAGCGACUCCGUCCGCUCCUGCCGCCUCAUCCCCCACGCUGGCUCUCACAGGAUAAGACUCUAUGAGGCGGAGGACUACAGAGGCCAGACGAUAGAGUUCACUGAGGACUGCACCUCUCUUCAGGACCGCUUCCACUUCAAUGAAAUCCACUCCCUUAACGUGCUGGAGGGCUCCUGGGUCCUCUACGAGCUGCCCAACUACCGAGGACGGCAGUACCUGCUGAGGCCGGGGGACUACAGGCGGCACCAGGACUGGGGAUCCGUGAAUGCCAGAGUGGGCUCUCUGAAGAGAGUCAUAGAUUUCUAUUGAAAUAUUUACUCCUUCGUCGUUUCUCAAUCUGGAAACUAAUAAAAUAUUUUCUGUGUGUUACUGGCA